UUUUAAAGUAUAUGUCGCUAUUAUAACUAGUUUAAUGUAGAUCGAGAGUUGAAUGUCGAUCAUGUAGAUCAUUCACGCGUGUACAACUAAUAAGAAUCGCAUUAGGAAUGUCUCCAAAUAAAGAUACUAUCACUCCUAUACCAUAUAACACUCUUCUUUUCUAUCUUUCGAGUCUCCCCAAAAGUAUAAUAAUUUCAAUAGUCAAAACGUUUUAUAUUUUCUUUGAAUAUCAGAUCUGUUCUCAUAUCUACUUGGUCUCACUUGGUCUCUACGUCUCUUCUACUUAUCUUUUGACGUGAUAAGACGCAUGCGCCAAUAGUGCUGAUACCAGCAGAUACAAGUGGAUACAAGGUGAUAAUUUGAGAUCGGUUCAUCUGUCACUUUCGACUGUACAGCCCUAACAUAUCAUAUUUUCAACUUAAAACGUGACAUUGAAAAAUGAUGUCUGAAAGAGAUUAUGCACCGCUCAGUGCUGCUUGUGUACGAUCCCUUAAUGAUAAACUUUACGAAAAACGGAAGGCAGCUGCUCUAGAAAUAGAAAAGAUGGUAAAGGAGUUUGCUGCACACAAUAAUACUGUACAAAUUAAACGACUCUUAAAAGUGCUGGGUCAAGAUUUAGCCACUUCGCAAAAUCCACAUACACGAAAGGGUGGUUUAAUUGGCCUGGCGGCAAUAGCAGUAGGCCUGGGAAAAGACACUGGUCAAUAUAUAGAAGAUCUGAUUCACCCUAUUCUAGCAUGUUUCAGUGAUUCUGAUUUACAUGUAAGAUACUAUGCUUGUGAGAGUUUGUAUAACGUGGUAAAAGUAGCAAGGGGUGCUGUAUUGCCACAAUUUACAGAUAUUUUUGCAGCACUCAGUAAAUUAGCAUGCGAUUCAGAACAAAGCGUAAAAAAUGCUACAGAGUUACUUGAUAGACUUAUGAAGGAUAUUGUAACAGAGAGUGGCCUGUUUGAUUUAGUUGGAUUUAUGCCACUAUUACGAGAUCGUAUUUAUACCAAAAAUUCAUUUGGUAGGCAAUUUGUAAUUGCUUGGGUAUCGGUCUUAGAUGCUGUCCCUAACAUGGAUUUUAUCAUAUUUUUACCUGAAAUUCUUGAUGGCUUAUUUAGAAUAUUAGAAGAUCCAACACCAGAAAUUAAGAAAGUAACAGAUACAGUUCUUGGUGAAUUUUUACGUAGCAUAAAGUCCAAUCCUGGAAGAGUAGAUUUUCCUGGAAUGAUAAAUAUUUUAAUUACGCAUGCACAAAGUACAGAUGAAUUAUUACAAUUAACAGCAAUUACAUGGAUCAAGGAAUUUGUGCAAUUAUCAGGGCCCCUUAUGCUUCCUUAUAUGUCUGGCAUUCUUAUAGCAGUUUUACCCUGUUUAGCAUAUGAUGGAGAUACUAGGAAAAGUAUUAAGGAAACUGCAACACAAGUAAAUAUAAACUUAAUGAAAUUAAUAACUAUGGAGAAUACACAACAUGUAAAUAAUGUUUCUGAAAACACUGCACAAGUUCUACAAGAUACUAGUCAAAACUGCUCCUUGGCCGAAAGCGUAGAUUUAUCUAGCGUCGUCGAAGUGCUAACAAAGCACUUAAUGUAUAUGUCAGUACAAACCAAAGUUGCUGUUCUGAAAUGGAUUCAUCAUUUAUUCACAAACAUACCACAUAAAAUGUUUAACCAUAUUGAAAAUUUGUUCCCAAUUUUGAUGAAGUCUUUGAGUGAUACUUCCGACGAAGUUGUUCAGCAAACGUUAGUUGUAAUGGCUGAAAUAAUUAGUUCAAAAUCUCCCGAGGCAGCUACUAAAGACUCAAACGCGGAAAUGCAAAACAAGUACUUCACAAAAUUUAUUGUGAAUUUAUUAAGACUUUUUUCGACAGACAGGCAUUUGCUAAAAGAAAGGGGCGCUUUUAUUAUCAGAGAAUUGUGCGUGUUGUUAAGUGCCGAGGAUAUUUAUAAAACAUUAGCGAAAAUAUUAAUGGAUGAACCAAAUUUAAAUUUCGCGUGUACAAUGAUACAGACAUUAAAUGUUAUAUUGUUAACGAGUUCGGAACUUUUUGAUUUACGAAACAAACUUAAAGAUUUAGAUUCUUUGGAAAGCUGCGAAUUAUUUAAAUGUUUAUAUAUAUCCUGGUGUCAUAAUCCUGUUGCAACUGUAGCAUUGUGUUUUCUAUCACAACAUUAUGGCCAUGCUUGUAAUAUUAUUAGAUCAUUUGAAAAUAUCGAAGUUACUGUAGAGUUCCUCACAGAAAUAGACAAAUUGGUGCAGUUAAUCGAGUCACCAAUAUUUACUUAUUUAAGAUUACAGCUCCUUCAAAGAGAAGAAAACGAUGCCUUAGUCUACGCCUUGUAUGGUCUUCUUAUGAUUCUUCCUCAAAGCGAGGCAUAUGCAACUUUGCAAAAACGUUUAGCAGCUAUUCCUCCAACCUCGAUAUCAAAAGCUCCGCCCAAUUUAAAACCGUUCAAGGAUACAUUUGAUUUUCCCGAAUUGUUGAAACAUUUUCACACUAUCCAAGAACAACAUAAGGAGCAGAAACGUAAACAAAGAUUAACAAAUUUGAUAGAGAAAAAUACAAAUCACACGGAUAUGUAAAUAAUCAUUUUUAUAAACUUAAACUUUAGAUGAUUAUAUAUAAUAAUUUAUAUAAAGGUAAACUGGUGUAUGUACAGAUCCGUAAUUUUUUUACUAUGUUUUUACUGUAAACAUAUUUAUAUGAACAAAGAUUGUGAUUUACCAUUUUUUCUAUCACAAAAUUAUGUAUGAUUUUCAUACAAAAUAAUUUAUUUUUCAUUAUAUGAAGAAAAUUGUGAAUAUUAUUGAACGUUGUUAACUAUCUUAAUCAAAUUAACUAAUAUACAAUAUACAUUUACCAACAUUGUAUAUAUAUUACAAAUACAGAGAAACAACUUACGCGCAUAAAAUAUAUCGCUAUUUACAAUACAUAAA
This is a messenger RNA of Hylaeus volcanicus, 2922 nucleotides long. RefSeq names its product protein VAC14 homolog. The record is from RefSeq and is a predicted model, not a curated record. The transcript is spliced from 7 exons. Gene Ontology annotation, cellular component: endosome membrane; PAS complex. NCBI's taxonomy places the organism in Eukaryota, Metazoa, Arthropoda, Insecta, Hymenoptera, Colletidae. Bases 439 to 2568 code for a protein of 709 amino acids. Gene Ontology annotation, biological process: phosphatidylinositol biosynthetic process; positive regulation of kinase activity.